CACGAGGCUGAGGCGAAGCUAAAAAAGGAGGAAGUCACCUGUCUAAGUUCAGUAAAGCACACCGGUUAUAUUACCUGACAGUCAGGUAACAGCGGAGACAGUUGCUAGUGUGCUUAGAGAAAUAUGGCAAGAACUGCUGCGAACGGCAACUUAAAACCACAUUUGAACCAGAAUGGACUGAAACGCGAAGAUAUAAAGAGAAAUGGCUAUCACAACAAGAGAGAGAAAGAUUGCCCAGGGACUGGUGUUGCCUCUAGGCAGCACAAGCAAGAGUGCUUUGAACAGGCCCCGAUGUACGUGGCUGUCAUGACAUACCUGGGCUUUGGCAUUGUCACGCUGUUUGGCUACUUCAGGGAUUUUCUCAGAGCUGUGGGCAUAGAGAAGUGCCACCUUGCCCAGGAAAGACAGGAACAGAAGGACUUUGUGCCACUUUAUCAAGAUUUCGAGAACUUUUACACUCGAAAUCUGUACAUGAGGGUACGUGACAACUGGAACCGUCCCAUAUGCAGCCUGCCAGGACCUGUCUUUGAUGUCAUGGAGAGGGUGUCUGAUGACUACAACUGGACAUUCAGGUUCACUGGGAAAACGCUACACAAUGUCAUCAACAUGGGCUCCUACAACUACCUCGGUUUCGCUGAGAACAACACUGAUUUCCUGAAAACGGUGGCAGACAAAAUUAGCCAGUACGGGGUUGGGGUUUGCAGCACAAGACAGGAAAUAGGUAACCUAGGCAUUCAUGAAGAGCUAGAGCAGCUUGUGGCCACUUUCCUUGGAGUGGAGUCCUCCAUGACUUUUGGGAUGGGUUUCGCCACCAACUCAAUGAACAUCCCAGCACUUGUUGGCAAGGGUUGCUUGAUACUGAGCGAUGAGGUCAAUCACACUUCUCUCAUCUUGGGCGCCAGACUAUCAGGAGCUACGAUCCGGGUGUUCAAACACAACAACAUGCACAGUCUGGAGAAGCUGCUCAGAGAGGCGGUUUGCUCGGGGCAGCCUCGGACGCACAGGCCCUGGAAAAAGAUCCUCAUCAUGGUGGAGGGCAUCUAUAGCAUGGAGGGCUCUUUGGUGCGACUUCCUGAGAUCAUCACUCUGAAGAAGAAGUAUAAAGCGUAUCUGUUCCUGGACGAGGCCCACAGUAUCGGAGCAGUGGGGCCGACAGGGAGGGGCGUGACCGAGCUGUUUAAUGUGAACCCUGUCGAUGUGGACGUGAUGAUGGGCACCUUCACCAAGAGCUUUGGGGCUGCUGGAGGGUACAUCGCAGGGAAAAAGGAGCUGGUGGACUACCUGCGCUGUCAGUCCCACAGUGCAGUGUACGCCACUUCCUUGUCCCCUCCUGUCACCGAGCAGAUCAUACGUGCCAUGAAGUGCAUCAUGGGAAAUAACGGGAGCACAGAGGGCAUUCGAAGGAUCCGCCAACUGGCAGAGAACACCAGAUACUUCAGGGCCAGGCUGAAGGAGAUGGGCUUCAUCAUCUACGGCCAUGAAGACUCACCUGUGGUCCCAAUCCUGCUCUACAUGCCAGGCAAAGUGGUGGCUUUUGCUCGAGAAAUGCUGGAGAGGAGAAUUGGUGUAGUUGUAGUUGGUUUUCCAGCCACACCGAUCUCAGAGGCCCGAGCUCGCUUCUGUCUGUCUGCAGCGCACACCAGAGAAAUGCUGAAUAAGGUGCUGCACCAUCUAAACGAGGUGGGAGACCUCCUCUGUCUGAAGUUCUCACGACGGAAACAUUCGUCUCGUCCUGGCCUCCAUGAUGAGACAGAGCUUGAGCUGAGCAGCUGAUAUGACCUUUGACACCUUCAUUUCACAGUGUCAAGACGAAGUCUGAGUGCCCACGCAACAGCAGACCUAUAAACACACAACGUAGAGUAACACCCAUGUCUCAUGGCAGAACGAGGGCCAAAUGUUAAGCAGCUGCUUUGUAUAUGUUUGUUAGACAUUGUAAUCCAACAGAACAUUUAUUUGUGCUUCUUAACAAGGUGCUCUAUAUGAACUAUUUAAAUAGCAGUCCCUAAUAUAUGUCCUAAUAUAUGUAUAUUUGAAAACAAAUGUUUGCACAUCCAUUGCUCGAUUGGUCUCAGGUAUGGUGUAAAAUAUUUAGAGUUAUUUAGCUUUUUAUAUCGAGACAAAAAUAUAUGGUUAGUUCAAUAUAUUUAGAGGCUAUUUUUACAUAUUUUUUCUAAUUCCUCCUGUCUAUAUUUAGACGCGGAAAACUUUUUAUGGAAGCAUUUUUUGCUUCUCAUAACUUAUCAGCCACUAUUUUUUCACCAUUGCUGCUGGUGGUAGUUAUUAUUUAAAAAAUGAUACACAGUCUCUAAAAGUAUUGAUGUAAGGACACAUUUUCUUGCUUAUCAUGAAGUAGUAGGUAUAGAAAUUGGAAAAGGCAUUUGUGACUUGAAUUUCCCCCAUGAACACUACUACUCAUUUGUAUUUUUCCUAAUAAAACAAAUACUGCACAUAAAAACUUCCUGAAUGUGUUUUGGAAACAGAAGGGUGGAUUAAUUAUCCAGAUGACAGGCUACUAAAAGUCCUGAACCUUCCCUUUUAUACUGUUUUGAUGUCCAGACAUAUGACUAUUUACACAACAUAGGCUGACUGAUUUAGAAAAAGAAGAGGAAUAUAAAAACUCACUUUCAUCCCAACAGUAAAUGAUAACCUUCCUGUAAAUAAUAGAUCGUGCAGCAAUUACUUAACUACUGAGUUAAAUCUUCGAAACAAAGUCGCAGAAUAAAAAAGAUGUUAUGGCCUGUUUUGCGGCGAGACUGCACAUAUUCACCGUGCCUAAUUAUUGAUGUUUUAAAGACCGGCUGUGCUCUUUCACACAGACUGCGUAACAGUUGUGAAGGUAAGCAUGCAGAGUAUGCAGCACCUGAGCCAACAGAAACCUAACCUAGCAAUUAGCACUGAACCCUAAAUUCUCGUGGUAUAGGGUAAUCAUCUGAUUAUCACAGGAAGGAUUAUAGAUGGAUGAUAAAUGUGCUUUCACAGUGUGUCAGAUUGGGUCUAGUCGACACUUGUUUGCCCUCGGGACAUUGCCUUGUUUGUGUUUUUUUUCCUCCCCAUAAACAACAUACUGAUGACACAAUGUGGAAUUAUAAUGCAAUAUGCAAUCCUUGGGGGAAAACAUGCUAGAUGACAAAUAUAGACAUAGAACAGAUACUUUCCUUUAAAGGAGAAAACCGAUGAGAUGACGCUCCACGCUAGACCAUUCCGUCCUUUAAGUGAAUAUUCACAUCUGGCUUCUAUAGCCAGAAACAAUAGAAAACUGUUUUGUUAAUCCUCAAAUCUGUGAUGUCAUACCAAUGUACUGUUCCAUAAAGAUCUGGAGGACAUGGGAAAAGGUGGCCUCCUAAUGUUGCAUUGAA
Molecule: messenger RNA, 3356 nt
Organism: Eleginops maclovinus (Patagonian blennie)
Lineage: Eukaryota; Metazoa; Chordata; Actinopteri; Perciformes; Eleginopidae
Gene: sptlc3
Product: serine palmitoyltransferase, long chain base subunit 3
Exons: 12
Coding region: 124-1773 (549 amino acids)
Biological process (GO): sphingosine biosynthetic process; ceramide biosynthetic process
Cellular component (GO): serine palmitoyltransferase complex
Molecular function (GO): serine C-palmitoyltransferase activity; pyridoxal phosphate binding
Source: RefSeq, a predicted model, not a curated record